Trichophyton rubrum CBS 118892 is the source of this 285-nucleotide messenger RNA. RefSeq lists its product as uncharacterized. Bases 1 to 285 code for a protein of 94 amino acids. NCBI's taxonomy places the organism in Eukaryota, Fungi, Ascomycota, Eurotiomycetes, Onygenales, Arthrodermataceae. The transcript is spliced from 2 exons. The record is from RefSeq and is a predicted model, not a curated record.
AUGGCUCUGACAGGCUCAAAACCUGUGAUGCUGUGUCCAGUCCUUCUCAUUGCUGGUUCGGCUUCACCUCACCUCCCCCAUCACAUCGCUCCUGUUGUUGCUGGUGUCUAUGUUGGAAAAGAAAUUAUCAUCCCGCUUCCUGGCGUGGCUAUCAAUGGAUAUCGCGCUAUGGAGUCGAGAGUUGUCUGCAUGCACGCUUAUGUCGAGGGCUGUCCUGAUACCCCAGAGCCAAUGCAAGCCACGGACAUCAACCGGCCACAGACCUCUGCUGAUCAAGAUGUUUAA